Choloepus didactylus (southern two-toed sloth) is the source of this 2227-nucleotide messenger RNA. Its product is annotated as probable E3 ubiquitin-protein ligase MID2. Gene Ontology annotation, molecular function: protein binding. The record is from RefSeq and is a predicted model, not a curated record. Bases 4 to 1041 code for a protein of 345 amino acids. NCBI's taxonomy places the organism in Eukaryota, Metazoa, Chordata, Mammalia, Pilosa, Megalonychidae. The transcript has 5 exons.
GCUAUGGCAACUGCAUCCUCUCAAGUUCUGAUUCCAGACAUCAAUUUUAAUGAUGCCUUUGAAAACUUUGCUUUAGAUUUUUCCAGAGAAAAGAAACUGCUGGAGGGGUUAGAUUAUUUAACAGCCCCAAACCCACCAUGUAUCCGAGAGGAACUCUGUACUGCCUCCCAUGACACCAUUACAGUCCACUGGAUCUCGGAUGAUGAGUUCAGCAUCAGCUCCUAUGAGCUUCAGUACACCAUAUUCACUGGCCAGGCUAACUUCAUCAGCCUGUAUAAUUCAGUGGAUAGCUGGAUGAUUGUGCCCAACAUUAAACAGAACCAUUACACAGUGCAUGGACUCCAGAGUGGGACACGCUACAUCUUCAUUGUUAAAGCCUUAAACCAAGCGGGCAGCCGGAACAGUGAACCCACCCGGCUAAAAACAAACAGCCAACCCUUUAAACUAGACCCCAAAAUGACUCACAAGAAGUUGAAGAUCUCCAAUGAUGGAUUGCAGAUGGAGAAGAAUGAAAGCUCUCUGAAAAAGAGCCAUACUCCAGAGAGAUUUAGUAGCACAGGCUACUAUGGGGCAGCAGGAAAUGUAUUCAUUGACAGUGGCUGCCACUAUUGGGAGGUGGUCAUGGGUUCCUCAACAUGGUAUGCUAUUGGUAUUGCUUACAAAUCAGCUCCAAAGAAUGAAUGGAUUGGUAAGAAUGCCUCUUCUUGGGUCUUCUCUCGCUGCAAUGGUAACUUUGUGGUGAGACAUAACAACAAGGAGAUGCUCGUGGAUGUGCCCCCACAGUUGAAGCAUCUGGGCGUCCUUCUGGAUUAUGACAACAACAUGCUUUCCUUCUGUGACCCAGCUAACUCUCUCCGUCUUCAUACUUUUGAUGUGAACUUCAUCCUUCCAGUUUGUCCAGCAUUCACAAUCUGGAACAAAUCCCUAAUGAUCCUGUCAGGCUUGCCUGCCCCAGAUUUUAUUGAUUACCCUGAGCGGCAGGAAUGCAACUGCAGGCUUCAAGAAUCCCCCUAUGUUUCUGGGAUGAAAGCUUGCCAUUAAGUUUCAAGUGAGCAUAUAAUUCACUGUUUCUCCAAUUCAGCAGUUCCCCCCAACCUAAACCACAGAUAGUGUUCAAUACACAAGAUACAAAAUAAAGUUCUUUUGAAGCAUCCAAAAUAACUAGAUAUUAUAGAUUUAAUUUUUGUAAAUUAAAACUUAUAUUUGAAUUAAUGUAUUGAGUUUCCCAGAAUAUAUUAUCUGAGUAGUCUGGGUUUAAGCCAUUGGAGAAAAAAUUUAGAGAAUGUCUCUCUUUCACUGGAGAAUUAAAAAUCCCCAACGAUUUAGGAGUAUAAAUGAUAUUGGAAAGAAUUAGGGUUAUUCUAAGUAAAUAAUGUAGAAAGAUAUUCUAAACAAGAGGCUGGCCAGCCUGGGAGAGGAAGGUGGUCAAGCUCUCUAGUAGUGGCCAAUUUGACCAAGUAGAAUUUUAAAGAGUGUCAAAUUAUCACAUAUUACAUAUGUAACUUUUGAUAAAAAUCUAAAAUCAAGGGUUUAUUAUAAGAAAAACAUGUAUGAGUACAUAUAAUAUAUAAUGAAUAAAUAAUAUUUAUUAUAUAUUCAUUUUGCAUAUUAUAUAUACAUAAAGUUUUUAAUUUGCUCAUUUGAGUGGGAAAUAUACUGAAAGGGAAAAUAAAUUAUACCAUCCAUUUUUGUCCCCUUGGGGGAACAUCAAAAUCAAUCAACAUCUUUCCUUUCCCUCCCUCCAUCCAUCCCUCCCUUCCUCCUGUCACACACAUAUACACAUGCAGUCAUGAAACGGAUAAUGGGAAGAGCUCUAGGUUGGAUUAGAAGAGAUUUGGGGACAAGAUUGCAUAAAAGAUGCUAUUGCUGGAUAGAAAAUUGAUCCAUGUAAAAGUGUUGUAUGUAGGACAAAUUCACUGAUGCUUCCUAAUGCAGGAGGUCAGUCUGAAUUGUUGAAAAUUCUGUCACAGGAUAUUUUAAAGAAAUAUGGUUUUAUUACUCUCAAGAACAUAGAGUUACUAGAAUUAGCCUAAAAACAGAGUUGAAUAAUGCAGGUUUUUAGGAGCCCACUCUAAUAAUCAGUAAGAAUGGUGUGUUAUAGAUGCAACAACUAUUUGCAUAUAAAUAUACUUGUAUUUUCAGAUAGAACACUUCUGAAGUGCUUAAGAGUGCCUGAGAAUUCUAUUUAAGAAUUCUUGAAUACAUUAAAUAAUCAUCCCUCUUGCAA